Molecule: messenger RNA, 1779 nt
Organism: Linum trigynum
Lineage: Eukaryota; Viridiplantae; Streptophyta; Magnoliopsida; Malpighiales; Linaceae
Source: the annotation of a GenBank genome assembly
CUACCUUUUCCAUUAUGAAAUGAAUUGUGAUCCGAUUGCACAAUGAUCAAUACAGUGCAACGGCCCCAAAUCAAAAUUUGUUUGUAUUAUCAAUAAACGAAACUAUAAGAAAAGUUGAUCACGUUUUUGACCAGAAUCAUACGUCCCGACAAAAGAGAUAAAGCACUUGCGCAGAAAAGUUAAACAGACUAAUCCCACAUUUUCUACAUUCCUUCAUAUUACUGUGUAUAAGUUACAAUUUCCAUUCCAGUCUCUUCUUGCAAAGAAGCUCCUCAAACAGAGCACGAAAAUGGCAGCAUCCACCCAACCGCAGCAGAACGAGUGCUCGGCUGCCUACGACCGUCUCGCGGAGCUCAAGGCUUUCGACGAGACCAAAGCCGGAGUCAAAGGUCUGGUCGACGCCGGAGUGACUCAGAUCCCUCGCAUCUUCCAGGCUCCGCCGCACCUUCUCGACAGCGUGGACAGAGCAUCCCCUGUUUCACCCGACGAUCCGAACUUCUCCUUCCCCAUCAUCGAUCUGGAAGGUGCGGACCGCGACCCCGCGAAGCGUAAGCAGAUCGUCGAGAAAAUCAGGGAUGCAUCGGCGAAUUGGGGUUUCUUCCAGGUGGUGAAUCAUGGGAUUCCAGAGACCGUGCUGGAAGAGAUGAAAGCAGGGGUUCACAGGUUCUACGAGCAGGAUGUGGAGCUGAAGAAGCAGUUUUACACACGGGACAACAAGCGGAAGAUUGUGCACAACAGCAACUUCGACUUAUACUCGGGAGCGUUUACCAAUUGGAGGGACACCACUCUGUAUCGUAUGGCUCCUGACCCUCCCGCCCCUGAAGAACUGCCCGCUUGUUGCAGAGAAAUCCUGACGGAAUACUCCGAGGGAGUGUUGAAAUUGGGGGAAUUGCUUUUCCAGUUACUGUCGGAAGCUUUGGGAUUGAGAUCGAGUCAUCUGAAAGAGCUGAAUUGCACAAAGGGACUUCAGGUACUCUGCCAUUAUUAUCCGGCGUGCCCUCAACCGGAACUGACAUUGGGAGCGUGCAAGCACGAGGACAACGACUUCAUUACCGUGCUUCUUCAAGACCAUAUCGGAGGACUUCAGGUUCUUCACCGGAACCAAUGGGUCGACGUGCCUCCUCUGCCCGGAGCUCUGGUGGUCAAUCUUGGAGAUUUACUCCAGCUAAUAUCCAAUGACAGAUUUGUAAGUGCGGAGCACAGGGUGUUGGCGACGAAAGUCGGAGCAAGAGUUUCUGUGGCCAGUUUCUUCUCCACUGGCUUUACACCCAAUCCAAUAGAAUAUGGACCCAUUGAAGAAUUGGUUUCAGCAGACAAUCCUCCAAUAUACCGGAAAACCACGGCAGCGGAGUUUAAUGCCCAUUUCCAUGGUAAAGGCCUUGAUGGGGCUUCUGCUUUGCUGCAUUUUAAGCUCCAAAGCUAGAGGCCGUGCUUAUAUGGGAUUUUCUACAAAAAUAUUGUAAGAUAUGAUAAGAAAGACCAUAUUUAUUGUGGUAUUCAAACAAUGUACCUAUAUACUGUGGUAAUGUAGCACUUGGGAGCUGGAUUAAAAUGUUUGUGCUUAAAUAAACAUAUACUAGCAAAAGUCUACUCCAUUUCGCUUCGCGUAUUAGAAAAACAAAUAUUUUAAAUAGUAGUAGUUUUAAUGUUGACCAAAAAGUGAAAGUACUCUUAUUUCAGUCUUAAUCAUUCUUUUCAUAGGUUUGUUAUUUAAAAUAACAUAUGGUCGAUGAACUAGCAUAAGCUAGAAGGGUCGUCGAAUAAAUUAUUUAUGUUAAA